Acanthochromis polyacanthus (spiny chromis) is the source of this 9277-nucleotide messenger RNA. RefSeq names its product transmembrane protein 63A (gene tmem63a). Gene Ontology annotation, molecular function: calcium-activated cation channel activity; nucleic acid binding. NCBI's taxonomy places the organism in Eukaryota, Metazoa, Chordata, Actinopteri, Pomacentridae. The transcript has 23 exons. Gene Ontology annotation, cellular component: plasma membrane. The record is from RefSeq and is a predicted model, not a curated record. Bases 3871 to 6243 code for a protein of 790 amino acids.
CAGAAGUCAAGGGGGAGGUGGGGGUUGUGCAACAUUUAUUAAGCAAGAAAUUCCUUAUAGGUUGCUGGAAAAGGGAGUGGAUCAGGAGUUUGUUGUGAUGGAAAUAUGGGAAAGGGGGGAGAAAGUAGUCAUAAUUAAUUACUACAACCCAUGUAAGAGGCUUAGUUUGGAAAAGCUAUUAGGGAUUAAAGGGCAAGACAGUAACAAGGUCAUAUGGUGUGCAGACUUCAAUGCUCACAAUACAUUGUGGGGAGGGGCGCAGACAGAUGUGAAUGGUCAGGUAAUUGAAGAUUUGAUGGAUGAAAGGGAUUUGGUGUGUGUAAAUGAUGGAAGAGGGACAAGAGUAAACAUAACAGCAGGUACCGAGUCAGCAUUGGAUAUAACAUUAGUAUCUAACACAAUGGCAGGGGUCAGUAACUGGGGGAUGUGGACAGCUUCAACAAUAGGAAGUGAUCAUUACCCAAUCCUGUGCUCCGUAGGGGAGAGAUUAGAAGUGAGAGCAAAGGUGGGAAUCAGAAAGUGGGUGUUUCAAAAAGCAGACUGGGACCGGUUUCAAAGGCUAUGUGAGGAAUCAAUGAGCAAGACAGAAAUAUUUGGAGACAUUGAUGAAAUAAAUAAACGGGUGACAUCAGCGAUUGUAAGGGCAGCAGAGGGCGCUAUACCCAAAAGUAAGGGCAAAAGGAGUAGGAAGUUGGUACCAUGGUGGACAGAAGAGUGUCAUCUGGCUGUAAGAAACAGGAAUAAAGCAUUCAGACAAGUUAAAAGGACUCAUAACUUGCAGGACUUAGUUCGGUACGAAAAGGCUCAGGCAGUGGUGAGAAAAACAAUACGGCAAGCUAAGAGGGCAUCAUGGAGAAACUUUUGCGAUAGAAUAGGGAGAACAACACCAGUGGGGGAAGUGUGGGGAAUGAUUAAGAAGAUGGGAGGUGAAAGAAGGGAAUGGGAUUAUCCUGUCAUAACAUCUGGAGAGGAGUCAGCAGUAUCCAACAGAGAAAAGGCAGAAGUCAUGGCUAAGGCAUUUGUAAAGGUACAUAGCUCAGAUAAUUUGUCAGAGGAGGGGAGACAGGGGAGGGAGAGAACUAUGGCUCAGUAUCCAGGGUUAUUAAACAAGAGGGCAAGGACAGAUGAUGUGAUCGAUGAGCCAUUUACAUUGGCUGAAAUGGUGAGGGCCAUCAGAAGGUCACGACCAACUUCUCCAGGGAAGGAUCAGGUGUGUUACAGCAUGUUAAAACAUUUGGGGCAAGGAGGGUUAGUGAAGUUGCUGCAGCUGUAUAACAGAGUGUGGGAGGAGGGGAGGUUACCAGAAGCCUGGAAAGAAGCAGUAGUGGUUCCAAUAAGAAAACCUGGCAAGGAUCCAUCCAAACCUACUAGUUACAGACCAAUAUCACUGACAUCAACUGUCUGCAAGGUAAUGGAAAGGAUGAUAACGGAAAGGUUGUCAUAUCAACUUGAAAAGAGGGAACAUUUGGCAGGGUGUCAGAGUGGUUUCAGGAAAGGCAGGAGCACUAUGGACGCAGUGGUUAGAUUAGAGUCGGAAAUAAGGAUGGCCCAGGUAAAUAAAGAAUCGGUAAUAGCAGUGUUUUUUGACAUUGAGAAAGCUUAUGACAUGAUGUGGAAGGAGGGGUUGCUGAUAAAGAUACACAACAUGGGGAUUGGUGGGAGAGUUUUCAAUUGGGUGAAGGAUUUUCUGUUUGGACGAAAAAUACAGGUACGCAUAGGGUCAGAUCUGUCAAACCAGUACGCAGUGGGAAACGGUACACCACAAGGGAGUGUGAUAAGUCCACUGCUCUUUAUUAUCAUGAUAAAUUAUGUAUUUUUAAAAAUUCCAGUGGAUAUAGGGAGAUCGCUCUUUGCGGAUGAUGGGGCAUUAUGGAAAAGAGGAAAGAACAUGGAGCACGCAAUAAAGAAAGUCCAAGGUGCAAUUGACAAAGUGGUAGAGUGGGGGAAUGAAUGGGGGUGCAGGUUCUCAGUAGAGAAAACACAGACACUAUUUUUCACUAGGAAAAGGAUUGAGGAAGGGAUGAAGUUGAGGAUGUAUGGGCACAUGUUAGAAAGGGUUAAAUCAUUUAAAUUUCUGGGUGUUUUGUUUGAUGCACGGCUGACAUGGGCAGAGCACAUCAGGAGAAUUGAAGGAAAGUGUAAGCAAGUAAUUAAUGUAAUGAGGUGUUUGACUGGUAGAGAAUGGGGAGCAAGUUGCUCAGCAUUGAAGCGGUUAUAUGUAGCGCUGAUAAGACCAGUGAUUGAUUAUGGCAGUGUGGCAUAUGGUUCUGCAUCCAAGUCCUUAUUAUGUAAACUGGAUGUGAUUCAAGCACAGGCUCUGAGGGUUUGUAGUGGGGCAGUCAAAACAUCACCAGUUCCUGCUCUACAGGUGGAAGUGGGAGAGAUGCCUUUGGAAAUUAGGAGAAGGCAGAUAAUAGCUAACUACUGGGCUAACUUGCAAGGACACAAUCAGUCUCAUCUGACAAAGGGAGUUUUGCAGGGGUUCUGGGAGGGUGAAAAGAGCCGGAGGCAAAACUUUGCAAAAGAAGCAAAUAACAUUGCAAAAGAAUUUGGAAUACUUAACCUCAAAGUUAGUCCUACGGUAGUCUAUCCAGGUGUGGCCCCAUGGAUGCUAGUGUGGCCUGAGGUUGAUUGGGGUUUAUUAGAGGCUAAGAGGAGGGGGAAAGGCAUGGUUGAUUUGGUUGGUGAGUUUAAGUGUCACAUAUUAACAAAGUACAGCAAUUUUACUUGCAUAUACACAGAUGGGGCAAAACAACCUGAGACAGGGGUGACAGGAUUCGGGGUAACAGUCCCGGAAAGAGGAAUUGGGAUCAACAGAAGAACAUCUAAUAAUCUUUCAGUAUACACAGUGGAAAUGGUGGCGGUUUUGGUUGCACUACAGUGGGUGGAGAAGACUGGUCUAGGAAAGGCAUUAGUGUGUUCAGACUCAUCAUCAGUGCUAGCAAGCCUCAGGUCUUUUCAUUCAAACAGCCGUCAGGACAUCCUAUAUUCAGCUCUUGAGUCACUAACAAGAAUUGUUCACCAGGGGGGUCAGGUAAAGUUUCUGUGGGUACCAGCACAUGUAGGGGUGAGAGGUACAAAAGAGCGUCAGAGGUGGGAGGGUGAGUAGUGGAUACAGGAGGGAGGAGAGUGUGAUGACCAGGUUAAGGUUGGGGCAUAGUGCACUAAAUAAAACACUGAAACUGAUUGGGAAGCACCAGACUGGUUUAUGUGAGGGUUGUCAGGAGGAGGAAGAGUCGGUGGAACAUGUAGUUCUGAGGUGUAGAAGAUAUGAGGUGCAGAGAGGGGAGCUGAUGGAUAGGAUAAAGGAGUUAGGGGUGCAGGAAUUUACACUGAAAGAGUUGCUAAGUAUGGAAGAGAGGGCACAGGUUAGGGCACUGAUGGAUUUUUUAAAGGGGACCGGGGUUUAUAAUAGAAUAUGAUGGUUAGGUAGGGAUAAUGAUAGGAAUAAGGGGUGGUAGUUGGCUUUGGUGUGGAGAGUGCAAGUUAGAGGUUUUUUUUUGUUUGUUUGUUUGUUUAUUUGUUUGUUUGGGUUUUUGUUUGGUCUUUGUAGUGUGUGUUUGUAGAUUUGAUAGUUUGAACUAGGUCGGGUAAAGUCUGUAAGUCUACUGUCUGGUCCACACUCCGGAACAGAAGGUGGCGGUAAUGCACCAAGAAGCUGGAUGCCAACCGCCGUAAAACAAGAAGAAGAAGAGAAGAAGCAAAGAGUCACUAAAACACGGAGACGGAACCGAAAACUCACCGCAGAGCUCCGGGGGCGGAAUGGAAACCGGGUUUAUGGUGUUUUUAAGGAAGUAACUCCAGUUUUAUUAGCGGCUGUUCACUGAAGUUUGGAAGUUUGAGGAGACGUUUUCCUGGUUCCCCUGCAGAAUGUCGUGGUUUUGGGAUCGGCUGGCCAACAAUGAAGCCGACUCUUCCAGGUUCUUUGACAACAGCACCUGCUACAACCCGUCUCAGAACACCGUCCUCUCCGGACUCGAGUUUGGAGGAGUUCCCAUGGUCCUGCUGCUCAACUUCAUCGUCUUCCUGGUGCUGGUGAUCAUCUUCUCCAUCAUCAGGAAGACGUUCUGGGACUACGGACGUUUAGCUCUGGUCGCCGACAAUGAAGGAUUCAACGAGUCGACGCACCGGCGAUAUGGACGCAUGUCGUCGGUUCUGUCCAACGCAGACGACCACGAAUACGAAGGGAGAUUCUGCUCUUGGCUACCGUACAUCCUCAGAAUGGACGAGGAAAAGAUCAAAUCCAGGUGUGGCAUGGACGCCAUCCACUACCUGUCCUUCCAGCGUCAUCUGUUGUUCCUGCUGUUCGUCAUCACCGUCACCUCCUUAGGAGUCAUCCUGCCGGUUAACAUGACCGGAGACCUGCUCAGAAAUCACACGCAGUACUUCGGACAGACGACUCUUGGGAAUCUUGAAGUGGGAAACGACCUGCUGUGGCUGCACACGGUGUUCGCGGUUCUUUACUUGAUCCUGACGGUUCUGCUGCUGCGACGUCACACAUCUCGGAUGAAAGACAGGCGCAGAGAGACGACCAGAAACUCCUUGUUCGUGUGUUCGCUCCCUAAAACAGCGACAGAGGAGGACAUAAAGACUCAUUUCACCGAGGCGUAUCCUACCUGCCAGGUGUGUGAUGUGACGCUGGCCUACGACGUGGCCAAACUCAUGCACCUGGAUAAGGAAAGGUUGCGAGCCGGUAAAAACCUGCGUUACUACGAGCGGAUCCUCGAGAAAACAGAGAAACCAGCGUUGAUCAACCCACGUUUGUGUGGUCACCUCUGCUGCUGCUCCAAUGUAGAAAAGGUUGAUGCCAUCGAGUACUACAGCACCAAAGAGAAGGAGCUGCUGGUGGAAGUGAGGAAACAGGCCGAGGAGGUUCCACAGCACCCUCUGGGGCUCGCCUUCAUCACCCUACAGAACGAAGCUAUGGCCAAGUACAUUUUAAAAGACUUCAACGCUCUCGAAUGCGACAGCACGAGCUGCUGCUCCUGCUGCGGGAGAGAACCUCAACCUUCCACCAACAGCAAAGCUCUGAGGGUGAACAAGUGGCAGGUCAGCUUCGCUCCUCAUCCCAGAAACGUGUACUGGGAAAAUCUGUCCGUUAGCGGUUUUUCCUGGUACGUGCGCUACUUGUUGUUAAACUUGUUACUGGUCGUAGUGCUCACCUUCCUCACAACUCCCACCAUCAUCAUCAACACCAUUGACAGGUUCAACGUGACGAAGCCCAUCGCCUACCUCAAUAGUCCCAUCAUCAGUCAGUUCUUCCCCACGCUGCUGCUGUGGUCCUUCUCUGCCCUGCUGCCCACUAUGGUGUAUUAUUCUACCCUGGGAGAGUCUCACUGGAGCAGGUCCAGCGAGCAGCUGAGCAUGAUGCGAAAGUUGUACUUCUUCCUGCUCUUCAUGGUGCUGAUCCUCCCCUCGCUGGGACUCACCAGUCUUGAUGUCUUUUUCCGCUGGCUGUUUGAUAAAACGUUUCUCACUGAUGGAAAAACGAGGUUUGAGUGUGUGUUCUUACCCAACCAAGGAGCUUUUUUCGUCAACUACGUGAUCGCAGCGGCCCUGGUGGGCUCUGGGAUGGAGUUGCUGCGGUUGCCAGGGUUACUGCUGUACAUCAUUCGUAUGAUGCUCGCUCGCUCUGCUGCAGAGAGAAAAUACGUCAGGCAGAACCAGGCCUAUGAGUUUGAAUACGGAGCGAUGUACGGCUGGACUCUGUGUGUGUUCACCGUCGUCAUGGCCUACAGCAUCAUCUGUCCCGUCAUCGUACCUUUUGGUCUGCUGUACAUGCUGCUCAAACACCUGGUGGACAGACACAACCUGUACUUCGCCUACCUGCCGACUCGUCUCACCCAUCAGGUUCACCUGGGAGCCGUCAACCAGGCUCUGGCUGCUCCCAUCAUCUGCCUCAUUUGGCUCUACUUCUUCUCCGUCCUCAGAGCAGGUUUCUGGAGGUCCACGUCUCUGUUCACUCUGGUGGUUCUCUGCGUCACCGUGUUCUUAUGCCUCGGCUACACCUGCUUCGGACACUUUAAAUACCUCAGUCCUCACAACUAUGCCGUCAAGGAGGAGGACGAGGAUCAAGGAGAGGGAGUGGAAGAAAACUCCACGGUUUACCUCCCCAGAGUCCUGAAUCCUAAAUCCCCUGUCGACAGCCCUCAGAGGUCCAAACCUCAGCGGUCUUACGGUUCUAUGGACGAAAUUCCGGCUCCUGAACCCAGUCCAGUGGAAGAAGAUGCUUCGGAAGCUUGAAUUAAUCCAUUUUGGCUCCCGAUUUUGUUUAAAAAAAAAAAAACAGUCUGAACACCGGUUUCCUCAGACCGGCUUAACUUUUAUCUCUGCCACGACAUUAAAACCACCAAAGGGAACAUCUGGAGACGUUUAGUCCUUCAACACAACUAGAAAUACCGCUUGAGGAACACGACCAAGAGCCCCAAAGUGUUGAUUGAUGACCUGCAGACUUCCCAAAUUGGAUCUAAAGAGGCGCCACUACAGGAAUAAAAAGGAUCCACUGCCAACCUACAUCUCCAGAGGCUCCAUCUUCACGCCUUGGAAAUCUUUUAAUAGUACGAAAACUGAAAGUCUGGACGCCCAGGUAGCUCCAACUGGUUGAGUGGGCGACCCAUAAACAGGAGUUAUAGUCCUAACCCUAACCCUAGAGGAACAUGACCAAGAGCCCCAGAGUGUUGAUUGAUGACUUCCAGACUUCCCAAAAUGGAUGUAAGGAGGCGCCACCACAGGAACCAAAGGAUCCACUGCCAACCUCCAUCUCCAGAUGUUCCAUUGUUGUGCCUUGGAAGGUCUUUUAAUGGAACAAAAAAGUCCCAAAAUAUGAGCGCCCAGUAAACAGGGGCUAUAGUCUUAUAGUUGAACCUAUGGAGACGCCACCAAACUAUCCACGGGAACCAAAGGAUCCACUGCCAACCAUCUCCAGAGGUUCCAUCGUUGUGCCUUGGAAGGUCUUUUAAUGGAACAAAAAAGUCCCAAAAUAUGAGCGCCCAGUAAACAGGGGCUAUAGUCUUAUAGUUGGACCUAUGGAGACGCCACCAAACUAUCCACGGGAACCAAAGGAUCCACUGCCAACCAUCUCCAGAGGUUCCAUCGUUGUGCCUUGGAAGGUCUUUUAAUGGAACAAAAAAGUCCCAAAAUAUGAGCGCCCAGUAAACAGGGGCUAUAGUCUUAUAGUUGGACCUAUGGAGACGCCACCAAACUAUCCACUGGAACCAAAGGAUCCACUGCCAACCAUCUCCAGAGGUUCCAUCGUUGUGCCUUGGAAGGUCUUUUAAUGGAACAAAAAAGUCCCAAAAUAUGAGCGCCCAUUAAACAGGGGCUAUAGUCUUAUAGUCUAGUUGGACCUAUAGAGAUGCCACCAAACUAUCCACAGGAACCAAAGGAUCCACUGCCAACCUCCAUCUCCAGAGGUUUGGUCUUUGUGCCUCAGAGGUCUUUUAAUGGUGUGAAAAAGCCCCAAAUUCCACCUUUUUGUGUCCAUUUUUAUGUAGAAUCCCACAGUUUUGACCGCAAUGAUGACCCCAACUGCCCCAAAACAAAUAGUUACUGGACUGAACUCCAGUUCUAAGUAGGAAAUAGAACAAUGGAGGUUUGUUUUGUUGACCCACAUGUUGAAUUUUACAUUUUUCCAACACGGUUACUGGACCAGAACAAAGAAGAAUGGCAGCUUGACUUUAACCAACUAGCGUCAAGACCUAAACAUGAGUUAUUCAGGAGCUUAAAGACUGGAAACUUCACUAGAAGAGGUUCUAGUAGACGGCUCUUGAAGUCGGAACAUGAAGAAGGAAACAACCCAACAUCAGGCCGGUGGUUUUAAUGUUGUGGCUCUUCAGUUUAAGAGUAAGAAGACAGUUUUCCUUGAUGAUCGGUGAAUGUUUUUUGCACACGAGCAGCAUUAACGGAGCUUUAAUUCUCCAUGUUGAAGCCAAUAAUGAAUGCCACAGAUACCGAAGAGGUGGCAACGUCUGCUGAAGGAACAACUUGACGUAUUUCUGUUGUUUCUAAAAAAAAAAAAAAGCGCUUUUUGUAAUUUGAUAAUAUUAAUUUCUGUCAGUAUUUAAGGAGCUUUGCUACCAAAAGAAGUUUGAUUUUCAUAAUUUUUUGGGGUCGGAUGAUGACAGAAUGUUUAAAGAGGUCAUCUUUUAUGUAAUUUUGCAACUUUUUUAUGUUUGUGCAAUUAACGAGGACCUAAAAGCCUCAGGACUCUUCAAUGUUUGACCAAUAAGAUUGUGUAAAAAAAACUAAAAGUUAGGGAUUGUAGCUGCAACUGAGAAGCUAAUCAACUGUUUAGAAACAUCUGCGGGUGGGUUUCACAGGCACGUUUUGUGUUUUUUUUGUAUGUUUUUCAAAAAAAAAAAAACUUGCCAAAAUUGCUGCAUUUAGAACCAGAACCUGUAAAAUCAGAAAAAUGUUUAGAUUUCCUGCAUUCCAUUGGUCUUUGAACUAAACAUGUGCGAUAUGUAGUUCAUGUAAGAAAAUGAACCAAAUUUAAGCUUAAAAUUUUUAUAUUCACUUAAUUCGAUACAGCUCCUUUAAUAACCCAGAUAUAAACCAUUUGCACCAACCACAUUCUGUAAAAAACUACUUUUUUUGUUAUGUUUUGUGGUUUUUUUGUAUGUGUUUAAAAAAAAAAAAAAACUGCCAAAAUUGCACCAUUUAUCAGAGCCAGAAGCUGUAAAACUAGAAAAAAUCUUUAGAUUUCCAGCUCUCUGAUGGUCCCUGAACUAAACGUGUGACUUUUAGUUCCAUCAGGAAAAUUAAAUUUGGUUAUUUAAUUUAACAAUAUUAAUUUCUAUCAGUAUUAAAGGAGCUUGGCAGCUGAAAGAAGUUUAAUUUUAAUCGUUUUUGGGGUCAGAUGAUGACGGAAUGUUUAAAGAGGUCAACUUUUCUGUAAUUUUGCAGCUUUUUUAUGUCGACUUUGUGAAAUUAUUAACGAGGAACUGAAUGCCGAAGGGUUCUUUGUUCGUUGUUUGACUUUUCUCAGGUUUGCAUUAAAGAGUCUCGUGCAGUUUUAAACUCCUCCAGAAAGGUUGUUGGGUUGUUGUGACGCCGUCCGGUCAUUGGGGGGCGCUGUUGAGCUGCAGAGGGACGAGUCUAACCUCUGGAAUAUGCAGGACUUCUAAGUGAUCGUGACACUGGAAUGAGUCUCUCCACCGCCGGCUCCUCCUCCUCACCUGAUCCUCUUAUUGCCUCCUUUUGUUGCCCUCCUGCCCUUUCUCACCACGGUACCUGCCCCGGCUCUGGAACACCAAAAUAAAGGAGUUAGUUAAAUGUG